Phytomonas sp. EM1 is the source of this 555-nucleotide messenger RNA. The record is from the annotation of a GenBank genome assembly. Lineage: Eukaryota; Euglenozoa; Kinetoplastea; Trypanosomatida; Trypanosomatidae.
GUAAUCCCUUAUGCACGACAUAACAAUAAUAUUUUUAUAGUGUUAAUCGUAAAGAAAUGCAAUCCGAGAUUUUGGGACUUAAACAUAUCAAAGAAGCGUCAGCUUCUCCACUUCUUAUAACACCCCGUGAUCAACGCAAAAGUAGCCUGUACCUAACCAAGUUCGAGAUCGCUCGUAUUGUCGGAGAAAGGGCACGUGAAAUUGUGAGUGGAACUGCGAUUAAGUUUUCUAAUGAGACUGAGUCUGGUCUGGAUGUUCACACCAUUGCAGAGCGCUGUCAGGACCCCUAUGCGUCUUCGGUAGACCCUGUCAUGAUGGCUAAGAUGGAGCUUCUUCAGGGCAAGAUCCCAAUGAUAGUGAGCCGCACGUGGCCUGACGGAACUCGUGAAGUUGUUCCCGUAAAAGAGCUUCUUGUUGACCACACAUUGGUUGAUUUAGAGUACUGAUUACAGUACUUGUCGUUGUUCCUCUUGUUUUAAAUAUAAAACAUCUAAAAAGAAGGUGCCAUAGCACAACUUAUCUCAUGUGUACUCCCGCCUCAUCCGGGGCGUUCCA